Rhineura floridana is the source of this 1116-nucleotide messenger RNA. It is a transcript of the gene OPRD1, whose product is annotated as opioid receptor delta 1. The transcript is spliced from 3 exons. Gene Ontology annotation, molecular function: neuropeptide binding; G protein-coupled enkephalin receptor activity. Gene Ontology annotation, biological process: neuropeptide signaling pathway; G protein-coupled opioid receptor signaling pathway. Gene Ontology annotation, cellular component: neuron projection; membrane. Bases 1 to 1116 code for a protein of 371 amino acids. The record is from RefSeq and is a predicted model, not a curated record. Lineage: Eukaryota; Metazoa; Chordata; Lepidosauria; Squamata; Rhineuridae.
AUGGAGCCGUCCACCUUUCCCGGUGCUGAACCCUUCCCCGAUUUGCCCUACAAUAGCACCUUUCAAGACUUCGACUCGACUUCUCUCACGACCUCCAACGCCACGAGUCAAUCUCCGAUCAAGAACACGACUUCAAUCAUCAUAGCCAUUGCCAUCACCGCCCUCUAUUCCGUCGUCUGCGUGGUGGGGCUGUUGGGGAACAUCCUGGUCAUGUACGGCAUUGUCAGAUACACCAAGAUGAAAACAGCCACCAAUAUCUACAUCUUCAACUUGGCCUUAGCUGAUGCCUUGGCCACUAGCACCCUGCCCUUCCAGAGUGCUAAGUAUCUGAUGGAGACCUGGCCUUUUGGGGAACUGCUCUGCAAGGUUGUCCUCUCCAUUGACUACUACAACAUGUUCACAAGCAUCUUCACCCUCACUAUGAUGAGUGUGGACCGGUAUAUAGCCGUCUGCCAUCCAGUGAAGGCUCUGGAUUUCCGGACCCCAGCAAAAGCCAAGCUAAUCAAUGUUUGCAUCUGGGUUCUCUCAUCUGUUAUUGGGGUGCCCAUCAUGAUCAUGGCUGUCACUAAAUCUCAAGGCAAGUGUGGCAUUGUGGCAUGUGUCCUCCAGUUUCCCGAGCCUCAUCUCUACUGGGACACAGUCACUAAGAUCUGUGUCUUCAUCUUCGCCUUCUUGGUUCCCAUCUUGGUCAUCACCAUCUGCUACGGGCUCAUGAUUCUCCGCCUGAAGAGUGUCCGCCUCCUCUCGGGAUCCAAGGAGAAGGACCGCAACUUGCGCCGUAUCACACGCAUGGUGCUGGUGGUGGUGGCUGCCUUCAUCAUCUGCUGGACACCUAUCCAGAUCUUUGUCAUUGUUUGGACCCUGGUGGGCAUUGACAAGAAGAACCCCUAUGUAAUGGCCAGCCUUCACUUCUGUAUUGCCUUGGGUUACACCAACAGCAGCCUCAACCCUGUCCUCUAUGCUUUCUUGGAUGAAAACUUCAAGAGGUGCUUCCGAGAGUUCUGCCUCCCCUUUCAGUCACGGAUGGAGCAGAGCAGCUUCAGCCGGGCCAGGAACACUACGCGAGAGCGUGUCUCGACCUGCACUCCUUCUGAAGUCCUCAAUAAGUCGGCAUGA